Messenger RNA from Conger conger (European conger), 3881 nucleotides. Its product is annotated as acid-sensing ion channel 4-A-like. The record is from RefSeq and is a predicted model, not a curated record. The transcript has 10 exons. Lineage: Eukaryota; Metazoa; Chordata; Actinopteri; Anguilliformes; Congridae. Gene Ontology annotation, biological process: sodium ion transmembrane transport. Gene Ontology annotation, cellular component: membrane. Bases 1 to 1614 code for a protein of 537 amino acids. Gene Ontology annotation, molecular function: ligand-gated sodium channel activity.
AUGCCGAUCGAAUUUGUUUGCAAAAUCAAAUUUGCAGAGGAGGAUGAGCAGCAGAAAGGUAGGCAGGAGGCGGAUAAGGAGAGUUUGAUAGAGGAGAGCUGCGCCCCCCCGGUCAAGGACCUGGCCGGCUUCGCCAACUCCUGCUCCCUGCACGGGAUCAACCACAUCUUCGUGUCCGGGCGCCUGGGCGUCCGGCAGACCCUGUGGGCGCUGGUCUUCUCGGUCUCCCUGGUCUUCUUCCUGUACCAGGCGGCCAAGUCCGCCAUCUCGUACCUGGAGCACCCGCACGUGACGGUGCUGAGCGAGGAGGCCAGCCGGGAGAUGGUGUUCCCCGCCGUGACCAUCUGCAACAUAAACCGCUUCCGCUUCUCCGCGCUCAGCGACGCCGACAUCUACCACCUGGCCAACCUGACGGGGCUGCCGCCCAAGAACAAGGACGGACACAAGCCCACCGAUCUGGAGUACCCCGCCCCCGACAUGCUGGACAUCUUUAACAGGACGGGGCACCAGCUGGAUGGGAUGCUGAAGAGCUGCAACUUCAGCGGGCACAACUGCUCCGCCAAGGACUUCUCUGUGGUCUACACACGAUAUGGAAAAUGCUAUACCUUCAAUGGGGACAAGGCCGCAGAGAAAAUCAAGACAUCGAAGCAGGGAGGGAUGGGUAACGGCCUGGAGAUUAUGUUGGACAUCCAGCAAGAUGAAUACCUGCCCAUCUGGAAAGAGACCAAUGAGACAUCGUUGGAGGCUGGAAUCCGGGUGCAGAUCCACAGUCAGGAUGAGCCUCCCUACAUCCACCAGCUGGGCUUCGGGGUCUCUCCAGGAUUUCAGACUUUUGUUUCCUGCCAGGAGCAGAAGCUGACCUUCCUGCCCGAACCCUGGGGGAAAUGUCGCAAGAAAGACGAAAAGGUGACACCGUUUGAGUUCUACAGCAUCAGCGCGUGUCGUCUGAAAUGUGAAUCCAAGGAGGUGGUGAACAAGUGUGGUUGCAGAAUGUUGCACAUGCCAGGAAACGAGACCAUAUGUUCUCCAGACAAAAUUAACUGCGUAGAGAGAGCUCUUGAUGAUUUUCUGAAGAACUCUGCAGACAGCUGUACCUGUGAAACACCCUGUGAGGUGACCCGCUAUGGCAAAGAGCUCUCCAUGGUGAAGAUACCGAGUAAGGGCUCUGCACGCUUCCUGGCCCGAAGAUAUAACAAAACUGUCGAAUACAUCAGGGACAACUUCCUUGUCCUGGAUAUUUUUUUUGAAGCCCUAAGCUACGAAACUAUAGAGCAGAGGAGAGCCCACAGUGUGGCUGGAUUAUUAGGUGACAUUGGUGGUCAGAUGGGACUCUUCAUUGGUGCCAGCAUUCUGACCAUUUUAGAAAUAUUUGACUACAUCUAUGAGGUGAUUAAGAGCAGGCUGCUGCGUGUGUUGAGGCCACAGAAGGAGCAGAAGACCAAGCCAACGAGCACUGUAGCUACGGUGGGCCUGGAGGACAUGAAGACCAAGGCCAGCUUACCCGAAUCCUGCGAAACACCCAGGAGUCAAGUGGAGGGUGCUUACUCAAACACGAUACUGCCAAACCACCACCAUCACGUGCACCGCAGUGUCUUUGAGGACUUCGCCUGCUAGAACCUCCCAAUCCUCCAGCUCCUGCUGGAUCUGGGGUUUUUACCAGACACUUGGAUCUCAGUUCUGCCUUUCCUGCCAUUACCAGUGAAAGCUACAGCCAAAGUCUAACACCAAACUUGUGCUGCUAACAGACCUAUUGUACACAGGCAGAGAGUGGAGGCCUCAGUGUGGUCCUGCUGAACACUGGCACCCUUUCCCCACCCCCUCCUUUGGGAAGCUGUCCUCUCAGAUAUAAUUUUAAAAUGGAUGAUUUUCCUACAGGACCACCUAAAGAGAAAGGAGAAUCGCAUGUCGUCUAGAUACAGUUCAUAGUCAAGAAUAAAUACGCAUAUCUUUGUCAGAUUUUUAGUUUGUGAAUUUAUCUGGUUUUUUAGUAUUUAUUUCAGGUUCUCACUGUGCAUCCAAAAUGUCCCGUGUCUAUUUAUCAAAUUACAUAGAAUAGUUAUUUAUUAUGAGGAGAUGUAUAUGCAUAUAUAUGUAGAUAUUAGAGGCAAAUUAAUUUUAUUAAAAUUAUUCCACUAUGGAGAGAUGUCUAUAUCUGUAGCAAUCAUACAAUCAUCAUGUCUCUUUGUUCUUUCCCAACUUCAUAACAAAAAAUCUGAUUUACAAUUAAACCAACUCAGCCAAGCUAAAGGCAGGUUGAUUCUAGUUUAAGUUUCUUAGUUGACUGCAUUGGACAGAACAAAUGUGUUGGGAGGACUGAUACCAUGCAAUAUACUGCACAACAUUUUUCUUUAAGUAAUGUGUACUAUGUCCUGUCAUUGGUUCUUAAAUAAAUACAAAAUCAAGAGUUCUCCUCCAGUAAUACAGAGAUCUAAAUAUGUGAAAAAUUCACUCACUACCCGUAGCUCUCAUGCAUCGGGAAUCCACUUUCUCUGUGUGGGGUUUUAGAUAUGCCCCAUAAUCCAAACUAAACCAUUUCAGUACAGGGAAGUUACGGUUAUAUCACUGAUGUGUUGAUUGCUUUUAUUUGGCAGGUGAUAGGCUAAAGCAUUAUAUGUGUAAACAGUAUGGUUGGAACCACAUCAUUCAGAACUCUCAGAUGAAACCUAUGGUGACAAGACUUCACCUUGUUUUGUUUUGACAGUCCAUGUGAUAUUGGGUGUAUAAAAACUAAUCAAAUUCUACAUGCUCUACAUUUUCUUCCCUUAUUUUACCUUAUGAUCUGUGGACAUAUAUCACAGAAUGCUAGACCUCAUUCUACAUUAAUAUUCACUGAAGAAAUGUGUGCAUGCAUUUUCUCAUAUUGUGCUAUAUCUGAAUCAUAAUAAGCAAAUGUUACAUCAGUAAAUUAAGUUUAAACAUGAUAAUCCAUAAAUGAAUCCAGUAUGUAGCAUAUUGAAUACAUAAAGCAUGCCUGCCUUCCAUUAUCAAUAAUCAUGAGCUAUGCAUGGCUUUCUAACAUUUUAACAUACUCAAACAUGUAUUUGAAUUACCUUUAUACAUACAGUCUUGAAUGGCACUCAGUCCUGGCUACACAUGUAAUUAUGAUUAUUAGUCAUAACCAACAGUAUGCUCACAACAUAAUGUGUGGGGAAAGACAUGGCAGCAAUCAAUUUGUUAGUUUUAUUCAUAAAAUGGCCUUUGGUGGAGCCAUGAAAGCAAGGUGUAGUGAAUCGAUUUAAAUAGUAGUGCUGCUUUGUAGUACGUAGCUGGUCUGAGGACUUGAUCAGACAUCGUCAUGAUUUUGCUGACUGAGGGAAUACCACGUUCAGGCCCCAGUCCAGUCUGUCUGUUAUGUGUUUUAGUAUAAGCGACCGAAGCACUGAAAACUUAGCAGCAGUUGAUCAUUUUAUUUCAAUAAUUAUUGCAAUAGAACUGGUGUUGAAUUUGUAUGUUUGUUUUAUCAUGUGAAAACACACCAGUUAUAGACCUUUGUGUUGUUUUUAACUGUAUACUUAUUUUUACACAUUAUGUUUGGUACAUUAUACAGUGCUGUAUGGAGAUUGUAUGUUCACAAAACCUAAGCACUUUGUUCUGAUUCCUGUGUAUUGCUUAUUCAUGUUUAUUUGUGUACCUGAAUAUUAGCACGUACAACAGCAAGAGGAACACCGUGGGAUAUCAGUGGAGCAUGCAGAAUUUACCUGUCAAGGUACGCCACAUUCCUGUACGAUACGGAAGCAUAUGGACAUAUUUAUUGAAUCGAUUAGGCAAUGCUAAAUACAAUUUGUACAGAUGUCUACUGUUGUUACUGUGAUUUUUUUUAACACAUUUUAUAAAUGUAAUGGCAAUUAUAAGGAUUCAUUAUUAAAAUGAAGUGACUGAAA